Molecule: messenger RNA, 2103 nt
Organism: Sebastes umbrosus (honeycomb rockfish)
Lineage: Eukaryota; Metazoa; Chordata; Actinopteri; Perciformes; Sebastidae
Gene: qpctla
Product: glutaminyl-peptide cyclotransferase-like a
Exons: 7
Coding region: 482-1663 (393 amino acids)
Molecular function (GO): glutaminyl-peptide cyclotransferase activity; zinc ion binding
Source: RefSeq, a predicted model, not a curated record
UCACGCCAUUUGACUGUGAGACAGCCACCAGCCACCAACAUGUCCUGUAAUGACAAGACGUUAAAUUAGUACAUUUUUAACUGGACUACUGCACCAGAAGAGUCAGGACAAUUUGCUAACUUUACAUGUCCUCUCCUGCAGCUUUUUUGUGGAUGAAAAUGAGUUUAAAGCAACAGUAAAUAGUUGCUGCUGCAUGCAUCCUGGAUUAAUUUGAUUAAAGCAGCCCUAAAAUAUAAUAAUGCAUUCAAAAGACAGAGCUGCAUUGAAGAUUGGGAUCACAAAGGACCAACUCUGGGAUGUGAAAGAUGUCUCAUUGUGUUGAAACUGUUGCAGAUGUGAUCACUGGACUGACAGACCCAGACAGCCUGCUGCAGCUCAGAGACAGCCUGCACUUCCUGUGUGAGUCUCCAUCCUACUACAUGCUCCACAAGUCUGUUUGGACACGUAGCUGUUAGGAGGACUGCCUGCUCGACGCUCAGUCAUGUCCAGGUCCAGUCGGAGGUACAAGCCUCUGCAGCAGCAGCUGAGCUCCGGCUCUCUGCCCGGCUGUGACCGGCUGAGGAUGCCCCGGGCCCGGGUGCUGCUGCUCUGCCUCUUCGGGGUCCUGGUGCUGGCCGUGGUGCUGGGAGUCUACCUGUCCAACGACACCACAGAGGGACAUGUGAACCGCAUGCCCACUGCAGAUCUGACCAAAGACAGGUUGUCCCACAAACCCAGCAAGUGCUCUCCGGCUCAAAUCCGCCGUCUGGCCUCUCAGGUGGACGGUACCCGCCUGUGGGAGACCCACCUGAGGCCUAUUCUAAUAGAGAGGCUCCCAGGGACACAAGGCAACCUGGCUGUACAGCAGCACAUCACCUCCACUCUGUCUUCGCUGUCUGCUGGCUGGGCCGUAGACUUGGACGCCUUCCAGUCUUCAACCCCUCGUGGCCAGGUCACCUUCACCAACAUCGUCGCCACUCUGGAUCCUUCGGCCCCUCGCAGGCUGCUCCUGACCUGUCACUACGACUCCAAGGCUCUGCCUCCAGACCCCCGGGCCCCAGAGAAGGUGUUUCUGGGGGCCAGUGACUCGGCAGUGCCCUGUGCUAUGAUCCUGGAGCUUGUCACCUCUCUGGAUGCCCAGCUUCUAUCAUUCAAACAGCAGAAACUCCCCGUCACUCUUCAGCUUGUGUUUUUUGAUGGGGAGGAGUCAUUUGAGGAGUGGACCGCCACGGACUCGCUGUACGGCUCCCGUCACAUGGCCGAGCGGAUGGCCAACACGCCUCACCCUGCGGGCUCCACGCACACCAUGCUUCAGGCUGUGGACCUCUUUGUGCUGCUAGACCUGCUCGGCGGUCCUGAUCCACUGAUUGCAAAUCACUUUGAUAAUACGGCGCGCUGGUUUGACCGUCUGAUCGCUGCAGAGAAGAGACUCCAUCGACAGGGUCUCUUGACGUCUCACCCCUCUGAGCAGACGUAUUUUAGGAAGGAUGUGUACCUCGGACCUGUGCAGGACGACCACAUCCCCUUCCUUCACAAAGGCGUCCCUGUGCUACACGUCAUCGCCACUCCCUUCCCACAGUUCUGGCACACACUGGACGACACAGAGGAGAACAUGCACCGUCCCACUGUGGUGAACCUGACCAAGAUCAUGGCUGUGUUUCUGGCAGAAUAUCUAGGCUUCUGAACACAAAACACUGACAGAUAUUUGUGGUGGCACUUACUGUAUUACCCCAUACUGGAGUGUUAGUGCUGUUUGUCACACUGAUGACAAAUAAUUGCUAAAUGACCAGCAAUAAAUUGGACCCAAAUGCACAAGAGACAAACUUGAAAUUAACUAAACUGUUCCGUUAUCAGUGUACUGGGAUACCAGCUAAAACUUUACCAAAGACUUGGCCCUGCUGGACUGACCAGACUCCUUGGUUUCAUGUGAGGGAUGAGUUGGAGACGCUUGUCCAAAUGUCUGGGCCAUCGUCUGGGUAUGUGAUGUAGAUAGAAAGAGUCUUAAUUAAUUAAUUCUUGGAUCAUGGUACUGGAGGAACAGUUGGGAAAGUUGAGUCUGUGAAUUCAAAGGCACUUGCUUCAUUCCUGUGAAAAAAUAAAUCAAAGCCUUAAAGGUGCAGUGUG